GCCUAGAGCGAUCUGAGUUCUGGUCUUUUUGGGGUUUAAGUCACCGCCUUCACAUGAGACGAAAGUGUUUAGGCAACUGGAACGCUACCUCCUCGUGGAACUCCAACCUAACAUUGUUGCCUAAACCUAUUUUCAAGUUCCCUCCCAACCUUCAGCCUCACCUGAAAUCUUCCUAUUCGGCAACAUCGCAGCUCUGAAAUUUCCACACGUAGAUGCACAGUAUACACCGAAGCACGUACAAAAAAAGAAAAAGUUUUCGAGGGUUGGGCCCAAUGAAUAUUUAAUUUCGUCAAAAGCCCUGCCAUUUUGUUCAGUUUCCUUCCCGUACUAUCUUGCUGGAACAAACACAGUGGGAGGAUGGUGACUAAUGCAAUCGGAAUUGUGUACGAUGGGUGACAGCAUUCACCGAUGCUUGCGUUUUUUGAAUAACCGACAGAAACAUACAAACUUUGACGUUUCGUGCCCCACAGAAGAAAAAAAAACUCCUCCCGGACUGGGGUUUAGUGCAGCGUGUCGUGUGCCACAGUCAGUCGGCUGCUAGCUUCUGCAUUGAAAGGUUGUGUCGUUGUUCGUGUGGCUUCUGUGCUUCACAACAACAGGCACACAUUUCGCCACUUGUGUCUGUUUUGCCCUUUUUUUUGUUUUUUUUUUUUUUUUUUUUAUCUUUUCUUUUGAAAAAAAAAAAACGACAACACCUGAAAUAAGCCAGUGUAUCUGUAUAGAAGCGAAAGCUCUUUUCGUUCACGGUUUAUUCACGAUUGUGGACAACAACGACGACGUGAAAGUAUAGUUAUCUCUUCUCGUGGCCGGCAUUUGGCGAACCGCGAUAUCCUCUACAUGACUGAGUGAAGACAAACUGCACACACAGAGAGAAAGAACGAAAGAAAAAGAAAAGGAGAGAAAGCCGCUUGAAAGGUUUACUCAUUGUUGUUGCGUGUGUGUUCGUGAGUCUGCGUGGGGGGAGACUGCUUUGUGCUAGUGCGUGUGCUCACCAUGAUGAAUCACGAAGAAAUCGGUCGAGGAGACUUCGUUCUGCUCGACGAGAUCUCUACCGACAGUUUCAUCCACAAUCUGCGAAUCAGAUUUAAUGGAGGAAAAUUUUACACCUACAUCGGUGAAGUAUGCGUCUCAGUCAACCCAUAUAGAACGCUGAAUAUUUAUGGCCCGGAUUAUGUUAGCCAGUAUAAAGGAAGAGAAAUCUUUGAACGACCGCCGCACAUAUUUGCCAUCGGUGAUGCGGCGUACAAAACGAUGAAGAGAAAUGGCAAAGACACUUGCAUCGUCAUCAGCGGUGAGUCGGGCAGCGGUAAAACCGAAGCUUCGAAAAUCAUCAUGCGUUACUUGGCAGCCGUGACGAACCUUAGCGGCCAGCAAGAAAUCGAACGAGUGAAAAAUAUCCUUCUUCAGUCUAAUGCAAUCUUGGAAACGUUCGGCAAUGCCAAGACAAAUCGCAAUGACAAUUCUUCGAGAUUCGGCAAGUACAUGGAUAUUCACUUUGACUUCAAAGGCGAUCCUAUCGGAGGCCACAUUAACAACUAUCUUCUGGAGAAGUCACGUGUCAUUGUUCAACAAGCCGGCGAACGAAAUUUCCAUUCGUUUUACCAGUUGCUGUUUGGGGCACCCGACAAUGAAGCGGCCAAGCUACAGCUGAAACGUGAUCCAACGUUCUAUCACUUUUUGCGUCAAGGAGGCGUAGCCAAAGUUGAUUCCAUUAGCGACCGAACUGAUUACAAAAACGUUUCAUCUGCUUUCCGCGCCUUAAAUUUUGAUCCCGCAUCCAUAGAGACCAUCUGGAAAAUCGUGGCGGCCGUUUUGCAUCUGGGAAACGCAGAAUUCAAAUCGGAUGGCGACAAGACUCGACUGGCCCAGUCGACGACGCUAUCAACCGUGGCGUCGCUUCUAUGCGUCGACCCCAAUGAGCUGAACCGAGCUCUAUGCCAUCGCGUGAUUGCCGCUAAUGGCGAACUAAUGGAAAAAGGUCACACGACAUCUGAGGCCACUUACGGCAGAGAUGCCUUCGCUAAGGCAUUAUACGAUCGUCUCUUUACUUGGAUUGUGGAACGAGUAAACAGCGCCAUCGAAGUGCAAAGAGCAGACAGAAGCUAUAACGUACCCGGUACUGUUAUUGGCGUUCUUGAUAUUUAUGGUUUCGAAAUAUUCGACAUCAAUAGUUUCGAGCAAUUUUGUAUCAACUACUGCAACGAGAAAUUGCAGCAACUGUUUAUCGAAUUGGUGCUGAAACAAGAACAAGAAGAAUACCGGCGUGAGGGUAUCGCCUGGCAGAAUAUAGAUUAUUUUAACAACCAAAUUAUUUGCGAUCUCGUUGAGCAGCAGCACAAGGGAAUUCUCUCCAUAAUGGAUGAAGCUUGCUUGAAUGUAGGAAAGGUUACUGACCAAAUGCUUUUAGAAGCUUUGGAUCAGAAACUGUCACAGCACAAGCAUUAUACUAGUCGCAAGUUAAGCCCACUUGAUAAAGAGUUACGACAUGGCUCUGAUUUCCGCAUUCGGCAUUACGCCGGUGAUGUCGUCUACGAUGUCAGUGGAUUCCUGGAUAAAAAUAAGGACACACUAUUCCAAGAUUUUAAGCGGCUCCUCUACAGUUCCAAGGACCCCAACAUCCGCCAUAUGUGGCCUGAAGGAGCCCAAGACAUCCACAAGACAACCAAACGACCGCAGACAGCUGGGACACUAUUCAAAAAUUCGAUGAUUGCCUUGGUUAAGAACUUGACAUCCAAAGAACCUUUUUAUGUCCGGUGCAUUAAACCCAAUGACCAGAAAUCGCCAGUGCUCUUCGACGAAGAACGCGUGCGACAUCAAGUCAGUUAUUUGGGUCUGAUUGAGAAUGUGCGCGUCCGUCGUGCUGGUUUUGCUUACAGGCAAAGCUACGAUCGUUUCCUGAGAAGAUACAAGAUGGUCUCCCAAUACACUUGGCCAAAUUUUCGGGGUGGAGCCGAUCGUGACGGAGUCCGCAUUCUUAUACAACAACAAAAUUUUGAGGAAGACGUUGUCUAUGGCAAGACCAAAAUCUUUGUUCGAUCACCGCAGACACUCUUCAUGUUGGAACAAGCUCGUGCUCGACUCAUUCCAGGAAUAGUCAUUUUUCUUCAAAAAUUAUGGAGAGGGUCCGUUUGUCGUCGUCGUUAUAAAAAAAUAUUAGCUGCCAAGAAGAUAGUAGGUGCUUAUCGCCGAUAUAAGAUGCGUGCAUACCUGAGACUUCUUAUUAGUCCCCUUCGCAAUGCCAAACAGUUACGUGACUAUGGUUUGUCUGUUCGAUGGCCAUCGUCACCGCUUAUAAUCGCAAAGCAAGUAGCCAAGUUUCAUGCGGCUUUUCAUCGCUGGCGAGCUUGGAUGGUUAUCCGGGCUAUUCCCUCUCAAGACUGGCCACAACUUCGUCUUAAAAUUGCUGCUGCUGACGUAUUGCAGGGGCAGCGUUCUGGCUACGGACUGAAUCGUCGAUGGGAGGGAAAUUACGUGAGAGAUGAGCUGAAUGCCCCUACAGCUCUGGUCACGCUAAAAACAAAAGACAGAAUUCAGCAAAUCCUGUUUGCGUGUCGAAUCCGCAAAUAUAACAAGCGCUUUAAGUCGAGUGAACGAGCUCUUCUUAUUACUGAAGCUUGCGUAUACAAGCUGGACGGGAAGAAUUUCAAACCCAUGAAGAAUAAAACCCCCUUGGUUGAGAUCACGGCGUUGAGCGUCAGUACCGAGGAUGAUCACCUUCUCGUGAUUCACCUACGAAGUAACAACGAUUUGGUAGUUUCUUUACAGCCCGACGAUCGCACUGGAGGUAGUAGGGUUGGUGAAGCAGUGGGAAUUCUCUUACAGCAAUGCCAGAAAUUGAACGAUAAACCGUUGACAGUCAAAACUGGUACGCGGAUCCAGUGCAUGCUUGGUCGAAAGCCGCGCACGAUUCAGAUCGAUUCGAACAACGCUUCCAUUAGUGCCAUCAACUUUGUCAAGCAAUCUAAAACAGAUAUCCUUUAUCAAUCACCCCCAACUUCAGUUUCCACGAAAGGAGUUGCGACCAAUGGUCAAAAUGGAUAUCACUGAGAAGUGGUCACUAAUGAUCCUUCGCGGGCCUACAGCAAGGUGGGCUGUAUAACACAUUUUUGUUUUCUCUCUUCUUAAAAGAACCUGUGGUUCCAUCGGGUCUUAAUUAAAAAGGUAUAAAGAGCAAAUAUUAACAGUUUCUUAUGUAUGUGUCAAAUUUAUGGUGUUAUCAUACCGUGCCAUUUUUAUUCUUGUAAUUUUACUGUUGUUUCCCUCUGGCAAUCGCUACUACUGGGACUUCGAUAUCGGUGUAUAAUUUUAUUGGAUUUUCACGGCUUAGCAAAACCAAAACGCUGUAUUCAUGUAUACAUCACAUUCUAUUUUCUUCAAGUCGCCAUUUCCCUCCCAACACAAAAUUACUUUUUGGAAUUGUAGCAUUCAAGCGGCUUGAUGUAGCGAUUCGUGAUUUUAUUCGCCUUCUGACCUAUCAAAGGAAUCAAUUAUAUAUGCGGCAGUCAAAUAGUUCAAUCUUAGAAGGUACUUUAUUAUUCAAUACACUGCUUGCAAGAUUUU
Messenger RNA from Daphnia magna, 4560 nucleotides. It is a transcript of the gene Myo31DF, whose product is annotated as unconventional myosin-Id. Gene Ontology annotation, biological process: actin filament organization; vesicle transport along actin filament. The transcript has 17 exons. The record is from RefSeq and is a predicted model, not a curated record. Bases 994 to 4047 code for a protein of 1017 amino acids. Gene Ontology annotation, molecular function: actin filament binding; microfilament motor activity; ATP binding. Gene Ontology annotation, cellular component: actin cytoskeleton; plasma membrane; myosin complex. NCBI's taxonomy places the organism in Eukaryota, Metazoa, Arthropoda, Branchiopoda, Diplostraca, Daphniidae.